Hemiscyllium ocellatum (epaulette shark) is the source of this 832-nucleotide messenger RNA. RefSeq names its product histone H1-like. Bases 5 to 715 code for a protein of 236 amino acids. The record is from RefSeq and is a predicted model, not a curated record. Gene Ontology annotation, biological process: nucleosome assembly. Gene Ontology annotation, cellular component: nucleosome. The transcript has a single exon. Lineage: Eukaryota; Metazoa; Chordata; Chondrichthyes; Orectolobiformes; Hemiscylliidae. Gene Ontology annotation, molecular function: structural constituent of chromatin; DNA binding.
CAACAUGAGCGACAGUGCAGCCGCCGAAACGGCUCCUCCAGCUUCUGCUCCCACCAAAGCCAAGGCUCCCAAGAAGAAGGUGGCAGUUCCCAGGAAAAGAACACCCGGUCCCAGGUUGGGAGAGCUGAUUCUGAGGGUUGUCGGGGAUAUCAAGGAUCGCAAAGGGGCGUCUCUGUCCGCUGUAAAGAAGGCGCUGGAGAGAAGCGGGAUCGAUGUGGAGAAGCGGAAGGUCCAGAUUAAGAUGAGUAUCAGGAGGUGCCUGGCGAACGGCUCCCUUGUUCUGGUCAAGGGUCAGGGCGUCUCCGGCUCUUUCAAACUCCCUAAGAAUCCAGUCAAGGCAAAAGCGGGAAAGAAGGCGGGAACAUCAGUGGCCGCCAAGAAACCGGCUGGGAAGAAAUCACCGGCCAAGAAGGCGACAGCGAAGAAAUCUCAGGCCAAGAAAGCGACAGUCAAGAAAUCCUCAGCCAAGAAGGCGAUAGCCAAGAAACCCCAGGCCAAGAAGGCGAUAGCCAAGAAAUCCCAGGCCAAGAAGGCGAGCGGCAAAAAGACGGCACCGCCAAAGAAAGCGGUGAGCAAAGCAGCGCCAAAGAAACGGACUCCGGUGAAGAAGGUGAAAGAGACCAAGGGCCCUAAAGCCCCCAAACCCCUCAGCAAACCGGCUAAAAGCAAGGCCAAGCCCAAAGCGAAAGUGACCAAGACAGCAGCAAAAAAAUGAACCAGUCAGUGUAACAUGUAACCAUCUGAACCCAAAGGCUCUUAUCAGAGCCACCCACAUCUCUCAGGAAAGAGCUGAGCCCGGAUCCAAUGUUCCCUGUCCCGGCGCCGAGCACAG